ACGUACAAGACGCGGAAGAAUGUCAUUGCAAGGACGAUCGAGAUGAAGCAGCAGUCCGGGGAGAACGACGUCGACUACUGGGUGUACCUGGACAAGGUAUUCUCUACACUUGGGCCGGACGGGACAAGCUCCGAUGAAUCCGAUUCAGAGGGGGGCGGAUUUCGCGUCAAAGCUAUGCCAUGGAGAAGGAAUAUAGAUGCUGAGAUCAAGAUCGUCGAGUCUCAACGUAGCGCCGAAGGUAUCAAGGACAAUCGCGGCUCCGAGCCCAAGCCUCGCUUUCGAGGCCCUCCUUGUAAGGACUCAACCAGGAAGAAAGCGCCUCAACACCUUCCUCCUAGUUUCUACAAUGCGGAUUGGCUGAAUGAUCCAAAGGUGGGUGCUGCACGCCGAGAGCUGGUACAGCCGUCGAAGGAGGACUUCUCUUGGAUGAUUGCGUGCAUCAGGUCCGAUCCAUCUGGAAGGAUGAUCUCCAAAGAGGAUCUUCGUGCUCAUCAAGCCAGGGACGCUGUCCUCAACCAGCCACGGCUUGAAUUGCGGGAUAAGCAGCAGCGAUUGACUUGUACCUGUCCCGAUUGCGUUAAGGCGGGGCCUAUGGGGGUUUCGCGUUCGGCGGAGGCGCAUAGACUCCAUGUACUCUCCAAUGCGCUCUUGCCACUCACUGCUCAGAAGCCUGGGCCAAAUCCAAGUGUUCCCGCGGCUUCUGCUGCAUCAGGUGGCCAAGCGUCAUCCGACGUCUCACCGGCAGCCGGCACUGACCAGCUGAGCUCCGCAAUUGUCUUGUCCACACUGAUUGAUGUCGAUAUCACCGUGGACGAAAUACCUCCUGUGGAUGCAAUUGCGCAGGAGCUUGUCAAUCAGCUGUCGGAGCUUGACCUUGGACCUCCCGACACUAUGGAAGGUCAAAUCCCUUCAUCGGCGCCAUCGACAUCAACCCGUUUUCUAAGUACCGCAGCUCGAGGGACCACUCAGAUGGGCACAGGUCUCGGUGAUACUGUAUCUAUGUUUGUUGAGGAAAGUGGAAGAGAUGACCAGGUCCUGGCAGAAAACGCAGCUAGACCAGGGCCAAGUACAUGCCUCCAAAGUAUGAAUACGGGUGCAGACGCCACUCCGCCCAGUGUCCAGUCACCUGGUAGCGUCCGAGUGGACAUUGAAAGGCAUCUCCCAGAUGCGAAUAGCUCUAUUCAUAUGCUCUCCAAGGAAGAGCGGCAUAUCAACACCACUCGGGCCUUAUCCCAGUUGGACUCUGUACGAACCGACAUUGAGGAGAGCCUGCAGCGCCUUACCACUGGCGUAUCUCCAGAUACAAUAAGGGAAGUGCAAGACUGUCUAGGACGUCUGCGCCGCCGCUUCAAUGCUAUUACUCGUCGGACACCACGCAUCCUCGAGAGAAAGGCAGAACUGUGUGAGCAGCUGAAGCUUUUGGAUGGCCGAUUACUGGAGCUCGAGGCAUUAGUGCCAGAAAGCACCGAUCCGAUCGCUUAUAACUGUGAUGACCAUCAUGAACGCCCAAUUGAUCAGUAUAGUGCUGUAGCCCAGGUUUCGAUGUUCCUGGUCACUGUCUGCACCGUUAUUGUGGGCGUGAACCGGUCAGCAGGAGCCUUUAUGCUAGCUACCAUAUCGACUAUCUUGACUUUAGCAUUCACUCUGCAUGGGCGUCAGCUUAAGCAGGACCAGGAGCGCGUGCUGGCAGACAUACCAAGCACAGUGGAUACCGUGUUAUCAAAAUUCAAGCUAGAUGGACGUGUAACAACCUACGCGACAUGCUCAGAGUGCCAUGCCAUAUAUGCGCCUCAUUAUGAGGAAGGAUCUGCUGACGCAGUAUACCCGGCUAUCUGUACCAGCAAAACGCUUGGGUCUGACCAGAUUUGUGGGGCUCCAUUGACAGAGACGGACAACACUGGCGGGGACCGCUCAAUGAAGCCGCUUAGGUCGUUCGUAAUGCACAACUAUGAAGACUACAUGGCGGGGCUUCUGGCAAGACACGAUAUUGAAUCAUUGAUGGAUAAGGCAUGUGAUGAUGCUCUUGCAUCCCUUGACCGCCCCCGACCGGAGUUUAUACGAAGUCCUUUCGAGGCCGACUUCAUCAGAACCUUCGAAGGUCCUACAUCUUCUGCAGAUGAGAAGCAACUU
Messenger RNA from Gloeophyllum trabeum ATCC 11539, 2130 nucleotides. RefSeq lists its product as uncharacterized. The transcript is spliced from 3 exons. The annotation marks the transcript as partial. The record is from RefSeq and is a predicted model, not a curated record. Lineage: Eukaryota; Fungi; Basidiomycota; Agaricomycetes; Gloeophyllales; Gloeophyllaceae.